GAAAAGUGGAGAAGCCAUAUAUAAGACCUCGUCUUGGUGAUGUAAAUUGGCUUAAUUUUGUGAAUCAUUGUUGUCCGUACUUGUGAUGCAUUAUUACGUUCUUCACUUUUUGAUAAGAUAGCUAGCUUCUUGAAGGAAUCAAUUAAAAGCUGGUUCACAAUUAAUUAAGAAUGGAAGAAAAGCUACCUCCUGGGUUCAGGUUCCAUCCCACAGACGAAGAACUCAUCACAUAUUAUUUAUUAAGGAAAGUGUCCGAUAUUAGCUUCACAUCCAAAGCUGUAGCAGUUGUUGAUUUCAAUAAAUCUGAACCUUGGGACCUCCCAGGUAAGGCUUCGAUGGGCGAGAAGGAAUGGUAUUUCUUCAGCUUGAAAGAUCGGAAAUAUCCAACUGGGCUUCGAACCAACCGAGCUACUGAAUCAGGGUAUUGGAAAACCACAGGAAAAGACAAGGAAAUAUUUGGGGGUGGAGUUUUGAUAGGGAUGAAGAAAACCUUAGUCUUUUAUAUGGGAAGAGCUCCGAGGGGUGAGAAAAGUAACUGGGUUAUGCACGAAUAUAGGCUUGAAAACAAGCAACCCUAUUCUUCCAAGGAAGAAUGGGUGAUUUGCAGAGUCUUCCAAAAGAGCUCAGCACCAAAGAAACCACAGCAGACAUCAUCCUCCCAACCAUCUCAAGAGUCUCCUAUCUCAAUGGUCAAUGAAUUUGGUGAUGUCGACCUACCAAAUCUUAAUAGCAUUGCAAAUUCAUCCAGUAGCUUCACCAACAAUAUUGCAUACAAUGGUGAUCAUCCUAGCAAUGUUAACACCAAUAAUAUGAAUUUGACCAUGAAUUGGCCUUCUUCAACUGAGCUGGUUCCAUCUCUCCCAUGGCCUUCUGGAUUGCUGAAUCCUAACCUUUCUGUGAAUUCAUUGCUUCUCAAGGCAUUGCAACUUAGAAAUACUUAUCAACAAAGAGAAACUACGACCAGUACUAGUGAUCAUCACUUUGCAACAUAUGUUCCUCAAGGAUUUUCUCAUCAUAAUAUUGGAACUGAUAAACAUCACUUCCCCCCAAAUCUCAGUGCUUCUUCUUCUUCCAAAGCUUUAGAAUCUUGUGUGCCGCAGCAGGAGCAACCAUUCAAUAUGGACUCCAUUUGGUGAACGAAGUUAAUUGUGUAAAUCAUUUACACCUUGUGAAUUAUUAUCCUAAGUCCAUGCUAUAUAUAUAUAUGGUCCCAGGCCAUUUCAAAGUAGAAUGGAAUCACUUUAUUA
Messenger RNA from Glycine soja, 1247 nucleotides. Its product is annotated as NAC domain-containing protein 92-like. NCBI's taxonomy places the organism in Eukaryota, Viridiplantae, Streptophyta, Magnoliopsida, Fabales, Fabaceae. The transcript has 3 exons. Bases 171 to 1136 code for a protein of 321 amino acids. Gene Ontology annotation, biological process: regulation of DNA-templated transcription. Gene Ontology annotation, molecular function: DNA binding. The record is from RefSeq and is a predicted model, not a curated record.